Messenger RNA from Mercurialis annua (annual mercury), 435 nucleotides. RefSeq lists its product as uncharacterized. Bases 1 to 435 code for a protein of 144 amino acids. Lineage: Eukaryota; Viridiplantae; Streptophyta; Magnoliopsida; Malpighiales; Euphorbiaceae. The transcript has a single exon. The record is from RefSeq and is a predicted model, not a curated record.
AUGAUGCUUCAAGAUGUUUCAGAUCCGAUGCUGUGCAGAGUAUUCCCAGCCACCCUCAAGGGAUCAGCGCAGAAAUGGUACCUCGGACUGAAGUCCAACACCAUCGGAACGUUUGCAGAACUGGCAACAGCAUUCAAAGGGCGUUUCCGCACAAACAUCCCGCUGCAGAAGAACUCAAGUGAUUUACGGAAGUGCCGACAGGGUGAAGGCGAGACGUUGAAGAACUUCGUGGAGAGAUUCAAUAAAGAAGCAGUCCAGAUAGAGCACCUAAACCAUGAUACAGCCAUAGAGGCUAUGAAGAUGGGAACAAGGUUCGAACGACUGAGAGAUAAGAUCUUAAUGAAAAAGCCUUCCACUUUCCAAGAAUUGAUGGCAAUAGCACACAAGUACGUAGAACUGGAUGAAGCAAGAAGAACGCUAACUGAUAACUUGUGA